UAUUGAUUCAAUCGAAACUCCUAGAAUCUUGUCUACACUCUCACCUAAUCCGGAUUCCAAACUAAUUUAAAAACUCUUAAUUAACUCUUAAUUACACAUUAAUUCCUUGUUUAGCAAUGUGAGCCACCAUUUUCCCGCUGACGUGGCGCCCUAAAAAUUCAAUCUUUUUUCCCCCUCAGAUUCUUCGCCAUAAUCCCAAUCACUAAUCUUGGAUUAUCUAAUUGCCUGUGUUGAAGAAUCUUGUCUUGUUUUCCUAUUCGUGUCAAUUUCUGUGGGGCCACUGCAAUUCGGGAAAAUCUCGGGCAGCUGAUAAAAUUAGGGCACGUGCGUCAUUCUUAACCAGCGAGAAGAGAGAGAAAGAGGAGAGAGAGAGAGAAAGAGGUGGAUGAAGCAGCUUUGACGAAACACGAAAAUGGGUGAGAAAAAGGUUGGCCAUGAGAAAAUUGUGGGAGGACUCAAAUUUUGAGAAAGUCUGAAAAAAGAAAAGAAAUAAAGAUACAAUUUUUAUGCAUUGCCAUAAAUAAGAAACUCAUUUCAUUUCCACCUCAUUCUUCAACAAGAAGGGUCCCUCACGAAUUUCCUCUCACCUCAUUCUUGUUCAAUUCUUGAUUCUUGGGAGGGGACUUUUCUUGAUUGAAGAUUUGGUUUUUUUUUGUUUGUUCUUCUGUUUGAGAGCCUUCUCUUGAAACUUUUCUUGCAGAAGGCUCAAAGACGAAGACAUUACUUUUACAUAUUUUUCUCUUGAGAGAGAGAGAGGGGGAUGAGAGAGGGAGAGAGGAUGUUUAGGUGGUGGACAUCAGCCCUCCAACUGUUGGAGCUGUGUGUGAGCUCCUUGGUGCAUUUGCUGUUUGGAUUCUACAUUUUUAGCACGGCUGUGGCUGGCGAUCUCUCGCAAACGAUAAAUGAUUUGUUUUUCAAGCCUAAUUUGGCUAGUGGCUUGCAAAGCGAUGAGGUUGAGAAGCAGAAAUCCACCACUUCUUCCGAUGAUUUGCCUCCAAUUGUGCUAGUUCAUGGCAUCUUUGGCUUUGGGAAAGGGAAAUUAGGAGGCUUGUCUUAUUUUGCUGGAGCUGAGAAGAAAGAUGAGAGGGUUCUUGUCCCUGAUUUAGGCUCAUUAACUAGCAUAUAUGACAGGGCUAGAGAAUUGUUCUAUUACCUAAAAGGAGGGCAAGUUGAUUAUGGUGAAGAACAUAGCAAGGCUUGUGGGCACACUCAGUUUGGUAGAGUAUAUGAGAAAGGGCAUUACCCUGAAUGGGAUGAGGAUCACCCCAUCCACUUUGUGGGGCAUUCGGCCGGGGGCCAAGUUGUUCGAGUCUUGCAGCAAAUGCUUGCUGAUAAGGCAUUCAAGGGAUAUGAGAACACUUCGCCAAACUGGGUGCUGAGCAUAACGUCGUUGUCUGGUGCGUUCAAUGGCACAACGAGAGCCUAUUUGGAUGGAAUUCAGCCAGAAGACGGGAAAUCAUUGAAGCCCGUCUGCCUGCUGCAGCUGUGCCGGAUAGGGGUGAUUCUCUACGACUGGUUUGACAUCCCGUGGCUGAAGAACUACUACAACUUCGGGUUUGAUCAUUUCAACAUGUCGUGGAGGCAGAUAGGAAUUUGGGGUCUUGUUAACUGCCUCAUGGGGAAGACCGGCCCGUUUGCAACGGGAGACUGGAUUCUGCCUGACCUCACGAUCCAAGGGUCGAUCAGAUUGAACAGCCACAUACAGACGUUCCCUGACACGUACUACUUCAGCUACGCCACCAAGCAGACCAGGAAAGUCAUGGGUGUCACAGUCCCCUUUGGCCUUCUUGGAAUACACCCUCUGCUGUUUAUCCGAGUCUUGCAGAUGAGCGUGUGGCGACACCCUGCUGACGUCCCUCCCCCUUACAAAGGCUACCGAGAUGAAGAGUGGUGGGACAACGAUGGGGCGCUCAACACCAUUUCCAUGACACACCCCCGCCUCCCAGUCGAGCAUCCCAAUCACCUCGUGGUGAAGGAUUCAGAAUGCCAGCCUCUACAACCGGGCAUAUGGUACUACAAGAUUGUGGAAGGCGAUCACAUCCUCUUCAUUGUGAACAGGGAGAGAGCAGGGGUGCAGUUUGAUCUGAUAUACGACAGCAUCUUCGAGCGAUGCAGGAAGCACGCGUUCAGAAAGAAGCCAACGAUGCCGAACCAGCUAACUCAAUAGCCACAUGAAAUGCAAGAAGAAAAUUGGUAGAGAUGUGGACUCAAUAGCCACAUGAAGUGAAAGAAGAAAAUUGGUAGAGAUUUGGGAUAGUUUUUCAUUCUUUUCUUUUUGCUCUCUUUCUUUUGCCUUCUUUCUUUCUCUUGUGUAGCUGGGCUGGAAAAGCAAGUAUAGUGUAGAUGUUUGCUUGCCUUGUUUAGCAGAUAUCAUAUCUUUACCAUUUGGUACUUUGAUAAUAUAGCCAUUUUUCCAACAA
Messenger RNA from Salvia miltiorrhiza (redroot sage), 2420 nucleotides. RefSeq lists its product as uncharacterized. NCBI's taxonomy places the organism in Eukaryota, Viridiplantae, Streptophyta, Magnoliopsida, Lamiales, Lamiaceae. The transcript is spliced from 8 exons. Bases 761 to 2167 code for a protein of 468 amino acids. The record is from RefSeq and is a predicted model, not a curated record.